Molecule: messenger RNA, 11616 nt
Organism: Xenopus tropicalis (tropical clawed frog)
Lineage: Eukaryota; Metazoa; Chordata; Amphibia; Anura; Pipidae
Gene: tenm4
Product: teneurin transmembrane protein 4
Exons: 36
Coding region: 802-9300 (2832 amino acids)
Biological process (GO): regulation of myelination; signal transduction; central nervous system myelin formation
Cellular component (GO): membrane; cytoplasm; plasma membrane
Source: RefSeq, a predicted model, not a curated record
GGCAUUGCAGGAUUGCUCCUCGCCUCCCAUUCAUGUAACCUGCGCCCACACUCGCCGUGUGUCUGUGUGUGUCCGACUGAGGAGAAGCCGGGGGGAUAAGAAACACAGAGAAGAGCAGGGGGUGAGAUUGUGCCCCCACCCAGCAGUCUGGCCAAGGGAACCCUGUAUUCCGCUUUCUGGGGAGAAACAAAUCCCAGGACGUCGUUUCCAGUAUUUCAGGGGUUUAUUUUUUAGUUCCCCAGUUUUUUGGAUCUUGUGAGGAGAGAGAAGAGCCGGGGGAAGGCUGCGGAAUGGUAUGGUGAAUGGUGCCUCGAGGCUAUUGGACACCGAAGUCUGGCAGAACAUUCAACAUAAGAUAUCUGAACUGAUUGUAUGGAUUGUCACCAAGGAGGCACUUCCAAAGGAACCUCUCCACCGUCAUGGCCCAGCGACGAAGCAGUUUCACUAAUGGGGUCAUCGACUCAAGACUUGGCCAAGGACGUCACUCAUCUCUUCCUUAAAGUUUCUGUCUGAUGACUAGAGGGAAGCAGCAUUCUGGCACCGGCGUAUCGCUAUCGAUGUAAUCUUCAAAAGACCUUCCUUUUGGAUUUUUAUGGCAACAUGGGUGCCUUGUCCUGUGUUUGUAUGGCGUAAUUGUGACACAACUGAUCCCGACAAAAGUAGCCUUGAAUAAACACCCAUUUUGCAACUGAAAGAUACUGAAAAGCUGUUGUGUGUUUAAUGGGUUCCCCCUAGAUACACAGAAAGAAGAAAUAGCUUCUGUCUGCGAUUCCCGUCAAUGGUGAGACAUAGAAGUGUGUCAUGGAUGUGAAAGAAAGGAAACCGUACCGAUCUCUGACAAGGCGCCGAGACACCGAGCGACGUUACACCAGCUCCUCGGCUGAUAGUGAUGAUAGCAAGGUUCCCCAGAAAUCUUACAGCUCCAGUGAGACUCUAAAGGCGUACGACCAAGACUCAAGGCUAACCUACAGCAACCGUGUGAAAGACAUGGUCCACCAGGAAAUUGAUGAAUUUUGUAGGUCAGGUGGCAGUUUCACUCUGCACGAAUUGGGUCUGGGGGAAGUGUCACCGCCCCAUGGAACACUAUACCGAACCGAUCUGGGGCUGCCACAUUGCGGCUAUUCUAUGACCAGUGACAAUGACGCCGACACGGAACCAGACGCCGUGUUAUCUCCAGAGCACCCAGUCAGGCUAUGGGCACGCAGCACCAAGUCAGGCCGAAGCUCCUGUUUGUCCAGUAGGGCCAACUCCAACCUGACCCUCACAGACACAGAACACGAGAACACGGAAAACGGUCCUCCCUUGCAUUGUUCAUCUGCCUCAUCAAGCCCAAUUGAACAAACCCCUUCCCCUCCCCCUAGCCCAGCAGCCAAUGAGUGCCAGAGGAGGCUACUAGGCAGCUCUGUGGCCCCAGCAGCAGCAGCAGCAGCAGCGCAGGAUUCUGACUCUGAAGGAGACUUUGUCCCUAAUUCCUUCUUAGUUAAAAGUGAUUCUGCAAACCUGGCUGUCCCUGCCAAUGAUCAGCCGCUGGUUCUGCAGAAUCAUUUGAGACUAAGGACCCCCCCACCGCCCUUAAGCCACCCACAAAUCCCUCAUCAUGCCGCGUCCAUCAAUUCUUUGAACAGGGGCAAUUACACCCCGCGUAGCAACCCCAGCCCCGCGCCUACGGACCACUCUCUGUCGGGGGAGCCGCCGGGCGGGGGCCAGGAGGCCAUACAUGCCCAGGACAACUGGUUGCUAAACAGCAACAUUCCCCUGGAGACCAGAAACAUUGCAAAGCAAGCAUUCCUAGAGAGUUUGCAGGACAACCUCAUUGAGAUGGACAUUCUCCCCACCUCCCGACAUGACGGUGCUUACAAUGAUGGGCAUUUUCUGUUUAAGCCUGGAGGUACCUCCCCGCUGUUCUGCACCACGUCGCCCGGGUACCCCCUCACAUCCAGCACCGUGUACUCUCCCCCUCCGAGGCCGCUCCCUCGCAGCACCUUCUCCCGGCCGGCCUUUAACCUGAAGAAGCCGUACAAAUACUGCAACUGGAAAUGUGCCGCCCUGAGCGCCAUCAUCAUCUCCGUCACUCUGGUGAUCCUCCUGGCCUACUUCAUUGCCAUGCACCUGUUUGGCCUAAACUGGCACCUACAGCCGGCGGAGGGGCAGAUGUAUGAGAUCACGGAGGACAGAGGCAGCAGUUGGCCGGUCCCAACCGACGUCACCUUGUACCCCUCAGGGGGAACAGGCUUAGAAUUACCUGAGAGGAAAGGCAAAGGAACCAGCGAAGGAAAGCCCAACAGUUUGUUUCCCGAGGAAACAUUUAUCGACUCAGGGGAACUGGACGUGGGCCGACGAGCCACUCAGAAGAUCCCUCCCGGAAUAUUUUGGAGGUCUCAGGUUUUCAUUGACCAUCCCGUGCACCUCAAGUUCAACGUCUCCUUAGGAAAAGCUGCUCUGGUUGGAAUCUACGGCAGGAGAGGCCUUCCCCCAUCCCACACACAGUUCGAUUUUGUGGAGUUAUUAGACGGCCGACGUCUGCUGGUUCAGGAGGCGCGGGGUUUGGAAGUUCCGCAGCGGCUGCACAGAGUUAUUGCUCCUCUGUCGAGUCACGAGACGGGAUUCAUCCAGUACUUGGACUCUGGAAUAUGGCACCUUGCGUUCUACAACGAUGGCAAAGAGACGGAAGUGGUGUCUUUCCUCACAACUGCUAUUGAGUCCGUGGAUGACUGUCCCAGUAACUGCUAUGGGAAUGGCGAAUGUGUCGCUGGGAACUGCCACUGUUUUCUUGGUUUCCUAGGACCGGACUGUGGGAGAGCAUCGUGUCCCGUGUUGUGCAGCGGAAAUGGACAGUAUAUGAAAGGUCGGUGCUUGUGCCACAGCGGCUGGAAAGGGGCAGAGUGUGACGUUCCCACAAGUCAGUGCAUCGACAUUACCUGCAGUAACCAUGGCACUUGCAUUAUGGGUACCUGCAUCUGCAACCCUGGGUACAAGGGUGAGAACUGCGAGGAAGUGGACUGCAUCGACCCAACCUGCUCAGGCCGCGGGGUGUGUGUGCGAGGAGAGUGCCACUGUGCCAUUGGCUGGGGAGGAGCGAGCUGCGAGAAUCCCAGGGCUACCUGCUUAGACCAGUGUUCUGGGCAUGGGACCUAUCAAACUGAGACCGGUGUCUGCUCCUGUGACCCCAACUGGACUGGACAUGACUGCUCAACAGAGAUCUGUGCCGCAGAUUGCGGCGGGCACGGUAUGUGCAUCGGAGGAAGCUGUCGCUGUGAUGAAGGCUGGAUGGGCACCGCCUGCGAUCAACGAGCUUGCCACCCGCGCUGCAACGAGCACGGAACGUGCAGGGACGGAAAGUGUGAAUGCAGCCCUGGGUGGAACGGAGAGCAUUGCACUAUUGAGGGCUGCCCUGGACUGUGCAAUGGGAAUGGCAGGUGUACCCUGGAUUUGAAUGGCUGGCAUUGUGUCUGUCAGGUGGGCUGGAGGGGAUCCGGAUGUGACAUCUCCAUGGAAACAGCGUGCAACGAUGGGAAAGAUAAUGAUGCAGAUGGCCUCGUUGACUGCAUGGAUCCUGAUUGCUGUUUGCAACAUUCCUGUCAAACCAGUUCUUUGUGUCUGGGUUCCCCGGACCCCCUUGACAUCAUCCAGGAGACUCAAGCCCCAGUGCCCCACCAGAACCUACAGUCCUUCUACAACAGGGUGAAGUUCCUAAUAGGCAAGGACAGCACCCACUACAUCCCCGGAGAAAACCCAUUCAACAGAGGACAUGCUUGUGUCAUACGUGGUCAGGUGAUUACAUCAGAUGGGACCCCGCUAGUCGGCGUGAAUAUCAGUUUUGUUGGGUUAUCGGCCUUUGGCUACACUAUCAGCCGACAAGAUGGAAGCUUUGACCUUGUGACCAAUGGAGGAGUUUCCAUCACUCUCCGCUUUGAGCGGGCGCCAUUUAUUACCCAAGAACACACCCUCUGGCUUCCAUGGGAUCGUUUUUUUGUUAUGGAGACCAUCACAAUGCGCCACGAGGAGAAUGAGAUCCCCAGCUGUGACCUGAGUAGCUUUGCCCGUCCCAACCCAGUGCUCUCCCCUGCACCGCUCACUGCAUUUGCCAGCUCCUGCUCAGCCAAAGGCCCCAUUGUACCUGAAAUCCAGGCCCUGCAAGAGGAAAUUCCGAUCCCGGGAAGCAAAAUCAGACUAAGUUAUCUGAGCAGCCGGAACGCUGGUUACAAAUCUGUCCUGAGAAUCAGCCUGACCCAUCCCACCAUCCCCUUCAACCUUAUGAAAGUCCAUCUGAUGGUGGCCGUGGAGGGACGCCUCUUCCGGAAGUGGUUUUCUGCUGCCCCCGAUCUCUCGUACUUUUUCAUCUGGGAUAAGACCGAUGUCUACAGCCAGAAAGUCUAUGGACUGUCGGAGGCUUUUGUCUCCGUGGGAUAUGAAUACGAAUCCUGUCCAGACCUGAUCCUCUGGGAGAAGAGAACUGCUGUUCUUCAAGGCUAUGAGAUAGAGUCAUCUAAGUUGGGCGGUUGGUCUUUGGACAAGCAUCAUGCUCUCAAUAUACAAAGUGGCAUCUUGCACAAGGGCAACGGAGAGAACCAGUUCAUAUCCCAGCAGCCCCCUGUGAUUGGCAGCACCAUGGGAAAUGGGCGCAGAAGGAGCAUCUCUUGCCCCAGCUGUAAUGGGCUUGCCGAUGGGAAUAAGCUAUUAGCUCCUGUCGCUCUGACAUGCGGACCAGACGGAAGCAUUUACGUGGGUGACUUCAACUUCAUCAGGAGGAUUUUCCCCUCUGGAAAUGUCACCAGCAUCUUAGAGCUAAGAAAUAAAGAGUUCAGACAUAGUCACAGUCCCGCCCAUAAAUAUUACCUGGCCACAGACCCAAUCACAGGCGCCAUUCUCCUCUCCGAUACCAAUAGCCGGCGGGUUUACAAGAUCAAGUCAACGAACGUGGUGAAGGAAUUUGCCAAGAACUCGGAGGUGAUAGCCGGAACUGGGGACCAGUGCCUUCCCUUCGAUGAUACUCGAUGCGGGGAUGGGGGCAAAGCUAUCGAAGCUUCUCUCAACAACCCAAGAGGCAUCACGGUAGAUAAAUUCGGGUUGAUUUACUUCGUCGAUGGAACGAUGAUCCGUCGCAUUGACCAGAAUGGCAUCAUCUCCACCUUGCUGGGAUCCAAUGACCUGACCUCGGCCAGGCCCCUGAGCUGUGAUUCUGUAAUGGAUAUUUCCCAGGUUCGACUGGAAUGGCCAACAGACUUAGCAGUAAAUCCCAUGGACAACUCACUGUAUGUCCUUGACAACAACGUGGUUUUACAGAUCUCCGAGAACCACCAAGUGCGCAUUGUAGCAGGAAGGCCGAUGCACUGCCAGGUCCCAGGGAUUGACCAUUUCCUGCUGAGUAAAGUGGCCAUCCAUGCCACCCUGGAAGCAGCCGUCGCGUUGGCUGUGUCACAUAAUGGAAUUCUGUACAUUUCUGAAACGGAUGAGAAAAAGAUUAACAGAAUCAGACAGGUCACCACCAAUGGGGAAAUCUCAUUGGUCGCUGGGGCCCCUAGUGGAUGUGACUGCAAGAACGAUGCCAAUUGUGAGUGCUUUUCUGGGGAUGAUGGCUAUGCCAAGGAUGCAAAAUUAAAUUCCCCAUCAUCCCUGGCUGUUUGCGCAGACGGUGAGCUGUAUGUAGCCGAUCUGGGAAAUAUACGGAUACGAUUUAUUCGCACUAACAAGCCGUUCCUCAACAGUCAGAACAUGUAUGAAGUUUCAUCUCCGAUCGAUCAGGAGUUGUAUCUGUUCGACACCACGGGAAGACACCUUUAUACCCAGAGUCUAACCACCGGAGACUAUCUCUACAACUUCACAUACACUGGGGAGGGAGAUUUAACCCUCAUUACCGAUAACAAUGGAAAUACUUUGAACGUAAGGCGGGACUCAACCGGAAUGCCACUUUGGUUGGUGGUACCUGAUGGACAAGUCUACUGGUUGACCAUAGGUACAAACAGUGCUCUAAAAAGUGUGUCCGCGCAAGGUCAUGAGUUGGCCAUGAUGACCUACCAUGGAAAUUCAGGUCUGCUCGCCACCAAGAGUAAUGAAGACGGCUGGACGACAUUUUAUGAAUAUGACACCUUUGGGCGUCUCACCAACGUUACCUUCCCAACGGGUCAAGUCAGCAGUUUCCGCGGCGACACGGACAGUUCGGUGCAUGUCCAGAUGGAGACGUCCAAUAAGGAAGAUGUCACCAUUACGACCAAUCUGUCCGCCUCGGGGGCCUUUUACACUCUGCUACAAGACCAAGUACGAAACAGCUAUUACAUAGGUGCCGAUGGCUCUCUCAGGCUUAUUUUGGCUAAUGGCAUGGAAGUGGCCUUGCAGACUGAGCCUCAUCUAUUGGCUGGGACGGUGAACCCCACGGUUGGCAAAAGGAACGUCACGCUGCCCAUAGACAAUGGACUGAACUUGGUAGAGUGGAGGCAACGGAAGGAGCAAGCGAGGGGACAAGUCACUGUGUUUGGGCGAAGGCUGAGGGUGCACAACAGGAACUUGCUCUCUCUUGAUUUCGACCGAGUUACAAGAACGGAAAAGAUUUAUGACGAUCACCGCAAGUUUACCCUGAGAAUCCUGUAUGACCAAGCGGGUAGGCCAAGCCUUUGGUCCCCGAGCAGCAGGCUAAAUGGAGUCAAUGUUACCUACUCGCCAGGGGGACAUGUAGCGGGGAUUCAAAGGGGGACAAUGUCCGAGAGAAUGGAAUAUGAUCAAACUGGAAGGAUCAUAUCGCGGACAUUCGCUGAUGGCAAGACAUGGGGCUACACUUAUCUAGAGAAGUCCAUGGUGUUGCUCCUGCAUAGCCAGAGACAGUACAUAUUCGAGUUUGACAAGAACGAUCGCUUAUCUUCAGUCACAAUGCCCAAUGUUGCAAGACAGACCAUGGAGACCGUCCGCUCUAUUGGAUACUACAGAAAUAUCUACCGGCCCCAUGAGGGAAAUGCCUCUGUCAUCCAGGACUUCUCAGAGGAAGGGCAGCUCCUGCAAACCCUCCACAUGGGCACGGGGAGACGUAUCAUAUACAAAUAUGGAAAGCUGUCCAAACUUGCAGAGAUCUUGUAUGACACCACCAGAAUCGCUUUCUCUUACGACGAGACUGCCGGCAUGCUGAAGGCUAUCAACCUGCAGAAUGAGGGGUUUACUUGCAUUAUAAGAUACAGGCAAAUAGGACCUCUGAUUGAUAGGCAGAUAUUUCGCUUCACGGAGGAAGGCAUGGUAAAUGCCCGAUUCGACUACAACUAUGAUAACAGUUUCAGGGUCACCAGCAUGCAGGCCGUCAUCAACGAGACUCCGCUGCCCAUCGACCUGUACAGGUAUGAUGACGUCUCCGGCAAAACGGAGCAGUUUGGUAAAUUUGGAGUGAUCUAUUAUGAUAUUAACCAAAUCAUCACCACAGCCGUUAUGACCCAUACGAAACACUUCGACACCUAUGGAAGAGUCAAGGAGGUGCAGUAUGAGAUCUUCAGAUCCCUUAUGUAUUGGAUGACUGUGCAGUACGAUAAUAUGGGCAGAGUCGUGAAGAAAGAGCUGAAAGUAGGUCCCUAUGCAAAUACUACCAGAUACUCUUACGAGUAUGAUUCCGACGGGCAGCUACAAACUGUGUCCAUAAACGAUAAGCCACUAUGGCGUUACAGCUACGAUCUCAAUGGGAAUUUGCAUCUACUGAGCCCCGGAAAUAGCGCUCGUCUCACACCGCUCAGAUACGACCUGAGAGAUAGGAUCACAAGACUGGGGGAUGUUCAGUACAGGAUGGACGAAGAUGGAUUUUUGAGACAGAGAGGUGGGGACGUGUUCGAGUACAGUUCUGCUGGUCUUCUCGUUAAAGCGUACAACAAGGCUGCGGGCUGGAGUGUGAGAUACCGCUAUGAUGGGCUUGGAAGGAGAGUCUCCAGGAAAACCAACUUGGGACACCACCUACAGUUCUUCUAUGCAGAUCUUGCAAACCCAACCCGGGUUACCCACUUCUACAACCAUUCCAGUUCCGAGAUUGCUUCCCUUUAUUACGACCUUCAGGGGCACCUGUUCGCCAUGGAGCUGAGCAGCGGGGAUGAGUUCUACAUUGCAUGUGACAACAUUGGGACACCGCUGGCCGUCUUCAGCGGAACGGGGCUAAUGAUCAAGCAGAUUCUGUACACAGCCUAUGGUGAGAUCUACCUUGACUCCAAUCCUGGAUUCCAGAUCAUUAUUGGUUACCAUGGUGGCCUUUACGAUCCUCUCACUAAACUUAUCCAUAUGGGCCGGCGGGAAUAUGAUGUCUUAGCUGGGCGAUGGACAAGUCCAGACCAUGACAUAUGGAAGCGCUUGAGUACCACCAACGUAAUGCCGUUCAACCUCUACAUGUUCAAGAACAACAAUCCAGUUAGCAAUGCUCAGGACACCAAAUGUUACAUGACAGAUGUGAACAGUUGGCUGCUGACUUUCGGCUUCCAGCUGCACAACGUGAUCCCCGGCUACCCCAAGCCCGAUAUCGACGCCAUGGAGCCGUCCUACGAACUCAUCAACACCCAGAUGAAGACUCAAGAGUGGGACAACAGCAAGUCUAUUUUGGGAGUGCAGUGCGAGGUGCAGAAACAACUGAAAGCAUUCGUCACCUUGGAGCGAUUCGGUCAGAUCUAUAGCUCCACCAUUGCCGGCUGUCACUUGGAAUCGGAGAACAGGAAGUUCGCCACCCUCGGAUCCAUCUUUGGAAAGGGCGUUAAGUUUGCCAUGAAAGACGGGAGGGUAACCACCGACAUCAUAAGCGUCGCCAACGAGGACGGAAGGAGGAUUGCCGCCAUUUUGAACAACGCCCAGUAUCUGGAGAACUUACACUUCACCACCGACGGCAUCGACACUCAUUACUUCAUCAAACAGGGACCUUCGGAGAACGACCUCUCCAUACUGGGUCUCACCGGUGGGAGGAGAACCUUGGAGAACGGAGUCAACGUAACCGUAUCGCAAAUCAACACCGUUCUGGGUGCAAGGACUAGACGUUAUACGGACAUACAGCUCCAGUACGGCACGCUGUGCCUAAACACACGAUACGGCACCACGCUGGAUGAGGAAAAGGUCCGUGUGCUGGAACUGUCCAGGCAGAGGGCGGUGACCCAAGCCUGGCAGAGAGAGCAGCAAAGACUGCGGGAUGGGGAGGAGGGGACACGUGUAUGGACAGAAGGAGAGAAACAGCAGUUGCUAAACACGGGCCGCGUGCAGGGCUACGAUGGCUACUUUGUUAUUUCAGUGGAGCAGUAUCCAGAACUGUCAGACAGCGCCAACAACAUCCAUUUUAUGAGACAGAGUGAGAUGGGCAGAAGGUGACAGAGAGGGGUGAGGUGUUGACUUCUUGCCAAAGACAGCUACGGUUGUGGCCACAUACCUGAACUGUGUUGGAACCAAUCCUUUUUUCUAACGGACAUAAAAGAGGAGGCGACCAUUCUGUUGCACUGUUAACCCCGCAAUGUUUAUCCCCCCCUCCUGCCCCCCACUUUGGUUUCUUUUAUACAUUUGGCCUUCACGCGUUUUGCAAUGAACAGGAAGUGGGGGAUUUUUUUGCCGUAGCGUGAUCACAGUGAGAUUUUACCGUCUCUUGUUUUUUUAAUAACCCCCCCACCCAGCGUCACCACGACAUGACCAAGUGUGAAUUGCAAAAUGGAUGUCUCUAAUAAUUUCCAUCAUCAACUCUCGAGCAGGGAACAACUCACCUUGAAAAAGGAAGGAGGGGGGGGGAACAAAAUCUAAAGAACUGAAAAUUUGCCUUGAUUUAACCAAAACUGCUCAUCCUCAUUUCCUUUGUGUCUCAACGGCAGUAUGUGACAGAAUGAAUCUCUGUCCCAAUGUGUUGCAAAUGAUAGUAUUUCCCAACAGGUUUGGAUGACACUUGAGACUUGACUCGUUUUCUCAUGUUCUUUUACGGACGAGACGUGACGGGGCUGGCAAGGCCUGUCUCCAAAAACAGAGUAUCAAUACGAAUUGUGUGCCUCUAGAGAACAGCAGGACCUUCUCCGUUUUCACGUGGGACAAUAAGUGUUUUUUUUGGGCUCCUAGUGCACAGAAUGUUGUUAGGAUCAGGAACGUAGACCCGGAACCCACCUCUAAGGGUUCUCCAGUAGAUAAACGUCCGCCUGGUUUGGUUGCGAAUCGAAGCCGUCUUGUGGGUUUUUGUUGUAUAGUUUCUUAUUCAUUGUCAGUGUCCUUAUCCGAAUACAUGCUUUCCUUUUCUGAAGGAACUCACUGGGUUCACGUUCAGUGUAUUAGCGCUUUACCUGUUGUCAUGUGUACUGUGUACAUCUUACAGAAUGCUUCACACCUACUCAUGAGUUCAACGAUUCAAAGAUUUGGCUUCCCUUGAGCCUUUGUCUCCCCUCAUUAAUUGUGGAAUUAAUUGCAUCGUUCUUGCCCUUGGGUCAUGUUGGACUCCACUUGGGAGAUCUACAAGUCCUGAAUCUAAUGAACCACUCGCUGAUUGAACAUGCACUCGGGGUGUUCAGCCAGGCCCGAAUCAUUGAUCCAACAACUUGAAUGCACUUGGGUACUCAACAAGGCCUGUGUCAAUGAGCCACUUACUGUAUCAAUGAGCCACUUACUGUAUCAAUGUCCACAUAAAGCACUUGGACGUGCAGCAACUUUUUCCUCUUGAAGACCACAAACUCCAACCCUAAUCCUCCUGAAAGGUGGUAGCAAUGUAGGGACUGGAGAUUGUGCCAGAACAUUCAUGGUUCAGUCUCUGAUUCACCAUUUCCAUGUUUGAGUAGCCUUAUCCUUCUUUUUUUAAUCUAUUUAAUUUAUUGAAAAAAUUGGUGAGCGGAGAUAAAUGCAUUUCAGCCGAGAAAGAAAAUCCUGUAUAGGAAGCUCAUACGUUUAAUUCCUAAUCACAGGGCCAGGCUUAAGGUCCCCAUACACGGGCCGAUUCUAGCUGCCGAUAUGGGUCCCUUAGACUUAUACGGCAGCUAAUCGGCCCAUGUAUGGACACUACUGACGGGACUUCCCAACCGAUAUCUGGCCUGAAAUCGACCAGGUCUCGAUCGGGCAGGUCUAAAAAUCUAAUCAGAUCGGGGACCGCAUCGGCUUGUUGAUGCGGUCCAUGGACAGACUUUGCCUGUACCUGUCAUUUAUAAUUCGAUCAUUUGGCCCCAGGGCCAAACGAUUGAAUUGGCCUGGAUUCUCCCAAUAUCGCCUACCGAUAGGUGGGGAUAUCGGGAGAAGAUCCGCUCGCUUGGAGACAUCGCCAAGCGAGCAGAUCUUAAGGGACCUUUAGAGAAGGACAAAGACAAGGCAAAGAACUGGGGCUUUGGUCUGAAGAUGCUCAACUUGUGAUGCUAAACUUUUUUUUUUUUUUUAAUUGGGCCCCUAUUCUAAAACUGGCCCUGGCCGAUCAUCGGUGACAGAUGAAGGAAAGCCCUCGUGGGAGCCCAAAAUGAUGGUUCUGCAGCUGUAUUUGGUUACACACAAUUCCGAGCAUCAUGCUAAGUAACUUGCCGCGUCACAGAACAAAUUCCGGUGUAGAUAUAGUUACGGGGGACCCGGUUCCCUAAUAAAGAUCGUUAUAUCCCUCCCAUUUAUGGAAGGAAUUAGAAAAAGAUAUUUUGUAAAAAAAAAAAAAUUGAAAAUAAAAAUUAAAAAAAAAAAUAUCCAAAA